Messenger RNA from Cordyceps fumosorosea ARSEF 2679, 885 nucleotides. RefSeq lists its product as hypothetical. NCBI's taxonomy places the organism in Eukaryota, Fungi, Ascomycota, Sordariomycetes, Hypocreales, Cordycipitaceae. The transcript has a single exon. The record is from RefSeq and is a predicted model, not a curated record. The coding region runs from base 1 to 885 and encodes 294 amino acids.
AUGGCGGCUGCGUCGCGUCAGUUUCCGGUAUCAGACAAUGUCAACCAGCGCAACGCACCUAUGCAAUUGAUGAACAGCAAAUACGGUGACGAGAACAUGUCCAAGAAAAAAGCCAAACGAGGCCGCGGCGAUGGCCAUCAAGGCGGAUGUGACCAUCAUUGGAAAGGCCAACAUGAGCAGCCCGGCCAUGCCUGUCUCGAUGAACAGAAGAUGUGGACUGCCAAAUACAUCAGGACUCAAGAAAAGGGCCAAGAAAGGGCCAAGAAAGGGCCAAGAAAGGGCCAAGAAAGGGCCAAGAAAGGGCCAAGAAAGGGCCAAGAAAGGGCCAAGAAAGGGCCAAGAAAGGGCCAAGAAAGGGCCAAGAAAGGGCCAAGAAAGGGCCAAGAAAGGGCCAAGAAAGGGCCAAGAAAGGGCCAAGAAAGGGCCAAGAAAGGGCCAAGAAAGGGCCAAGAAAGGGCCAAGAAAGGGCCAAGAAAGGGCCAAGAAAGGGCCAAGAAAGGGCCAAGAAAGGGCCAAGAAAGGGCCAAGAAAGGGCCAAGAAAGGGCCAAGAAAGGGCCAAGAAAGGGCCAAGAAAGGGCCAAGAAAGGGCCAAGAAAGGGCCAAGAAAGGGCCAAGAAAGGGCCAAGAAAGGGCCAAGAAAGGGCCAAGAAAGGGCCAAGAAAGGGCCAAGAAAGGGCCAAGAAAGGGCCAAGAAAGGGCCAAGAAAGGGCCAAGAAAGGGCCAAGAAAGGGCCAAGAAAGGGCCAAGAAAGGGCCAAGAAAAGAGCCAAGAAAAGAGCCAAGAAAAGAGCCAAGAAAAGGAGGAGGGAGAAAUCGGAAAGGGGACAUCCCAGUCUUACCUUGAUACGUAUCGGCGGACGUAGAGUGAUAAAAGAUGUCCUAUGA